This is a messenger RNA of Puntigrus tetrazona (Sumatra barb), 722 nucleotides long. It is a transcript of the gene hes3, whose product is annotated as hairy-related 3. Gene Ontology annotation, molecular function: DNA-binding transcription factor activity, RNA polymerase II-specific; RNA polymerase II cis-regulatory region sequence-specific DNA binding; protein dimerization activity. Gene Ontology annotation, cellular component: nucleus. The transcript has 4 exons. Gene Ontology annotation, biological process: regulation of transcription by RNA polymerase II; anterior/posterior pattern specification; regulation of neurogenesis. The record is from RefSeq and is a predicted model, not a curated record. Lineage: Eukaryota; Metazoa; Chordata; Actinopteri; Cypriniformes; Cyprinidae. Bases 1 to 687 code for a protein of 228 amino acids.
AUGGCUACAGAACCAGAGAGAGUGGUAACGACGAAAACUCAGAGCGUUAAAAAGGUGUCCAAACCACUGAUGGAGAAGAAAAGAAGAGCACGUAUCAAUAAAUGUUUGAAUCAGUUGAAAAGUCUCCUGGAAAGUGACUGUUCGAACAAUAUCCGCAAGCGAAAAUUGGAAAAGGCUGACAUUUUGGAGCUGACGGUUAAACAUCUCAUGCAUCUGCAAAACACCAAAAAAGGAAUGCACAAAGUUUGUGACUCUGCUGAGUAUCACGCUGGCUACAGAAGUUGUCUCGCCACUGCCAGCUAUUAUCUUCUCGCUUCAGACGCAGACAGAGAUUCCCGCUCCAUCAUGCUGACACAUCUUAGGAGCGGUUCUAACCUCGUUCCUGAGUUCAGCACCGCGGAGAGCGACCCUGCUCGGAUCCCUGCUUCAACUCUUACACUUCGUCGAUCACACAAAAGUUCCCUUAAAACAGACGCUCCUCAUGCCAACUUAGAGCAAACUUCAGACAGACACUACUGCUCUAUGCCGAAGAGGACUGAAAUUUGUGAUACGGACAAAAUAUCAUUUAACGCACAGGCUGGAACCCAUGCAUCCAAAAAGCUAAAAAGCACACGAUUCAGUCUUAAAAAUACGAAGCGCUGCAUUUUUUCUGAAGCCUUGAAACAGAAUUAUUGGCGGCCCUGGUAAAUCUAGGGAAUUUCAAAUGUCACUUGUUUUAACAC